CAAGAAGGCGAAUCUGGCAAUGUGGACGUGAGGGAGAAGCCUUCGCUGCAUUUGGUGAAGGAAGACUGCAGAGAAACAUGGAUGGCUCUCAUGGGGGCGAUGAUCGGAUGGAUAUUGGGGAUCCGACUCACAACCAUCAUCCCAUGCAAGCGCAUCACCGGCAUCAUCAUGGGUUGCAGGUGCAACAGCAUUUGAGCAAUGGGAAUGAUAUGAAUGAUGAUCGUGAUCGUGAUCGUGAUCGUGACAGCGGCGGCGCCGGGGAGGGCAUCGAAGGGGAUGUCCCUUCCGAUGCCGGAAACGAUUCGGACAAUCGCGGGUCUUUGUUGGAUCAUGGAGGAGGUGACGAUGGGGACCAGCUCACUCUUUCUUUCCAAGGUCAAGUUUAUGUUUUUGACUAUGUGCCGCCCCAAAAGGUACAAGCCGUUCUGCUAUUACUCGGGGCAAGGGAAAGGACACCUAAUCCACCUGCUGUCCCAGUAGCCACCAACCAAAACCAGGAUCUUAUGGGUACUCCUCAAAGGUUGAAUGUCCCCCAGAGGCUGGCUUCACUGAUUCGAUUUCGUGAAAAGAGAAAAGAACGGAAUUUUGACAAGAAAAUUCGCUAUGCAGUCCGUAAAGAGGUGGCACUUAGGAUGCAAAGAAACAAGGGUCAGUUUUCAUCUUCAAAAUCCAACAAUGAUGAAUCUUCUUCAGCUGUGACAACAUGGGAAUCAAACCAGAGUUGGGAACCUGAGAAUAACGGGUCUCAGCAUCAAGAUAUCCUAUGUCAUCACUGUGGGAUUAGUGAGAAAUCUACUCCCAUGAUGCGACGUGGCCCUGAAGGACCAAGGACCCUUUGCAAUGCAUGUGGAUUGAUGUGGGCAAACAAGGGAACUUUAAGGGAUCUUUCGAAGGCAGCCCAUCCAGGUGGACAAGUUUCUUCCUUAAACAGGAACGAGAUGCAGAGCGCAAACCUGGGGGCUGAUUGAAUGGUCCUUAGAAUCGCAGAAAAUGCUAGUGAUUCAUCAUGAGUACAUUCUUUGGCUCAAUCAGCAAAAAGAUAUCGAUGUUAGAAAUUUUGAGGGAGCACACUAGAAGGUUUGUAAGAGACUUCCUUUUAGAUUAUGAGAUACUUAGUUUACUGCGUAGGAUGUUUUUUCUGGCUUUCCAGAUGGAUGCAGGUCUUGGAAAGUUUCCUUAUAUGCCAGCUAAGCGACCUCUGGGUUUUGGGAUUGUAUUCCUGUUGUUAGGUUAGAGAGGAACCGCAAAUUUCCCUCUUUUUGUAUAUCUUGACCCAAACUGCGUGGAAUAAGCGAGAUAGUUCUUUGCAGUCUUCUCCAUAUUUUCAUUACUCGAAAGAGCCCUUUUGUGUUAAGUGGCUGAACAGUAUUGUUAUCGCUUGCAGAUCCUACGCCUCUACUUAUAAUUCUCGAACUUUUUUUUUUUUAUAUUUAAAUUCUGAAACUGGCUGGA
Molecule: messenger RNA, 1452 nt
Organism: Rhodamnia argentea
Lineage: Eukaryota; Viridiplantae; Streptophyta; Magnoliopsida; Myrtales; Myrtaceae
Product: GATA transcription factor 28
Exons: 7
Coding region: 78-968 (296 amino acids)
Biological process (GO): regulation of DNA-templated transcription
Molecular function (GO): sequence-specific DNA binding; protein binding; zinc ion binding
Source: RefSeq, a predicted model, not a curated record